This is a messenger RNA of Lycium ferocissimum, 2522 nucleotides long. RefSeq names its product LRR receptor-like serine/threonine-protein kinase FEI 1. The record is from RefSeq and is a predicted model, not a curated record. Bases 271 to 2034 code for a protein of 587 amino acids. Gene Ontology annotation, biological process: protein phosphorylation. NCBI's taxonomy places the organism in Eukaryota, Viridiplantae, Streptophyta, Magnoliopsida, Solanales, Solanaceae. The transcript is spliced from 14 exons. Gene Ontology annotation, molecular function: protein kinase activity; receptor serine/threonine kinase binding; ATP binding.
UUUUGUUCUUUCUUUCUAUUUUCUGCGUACUUUCAACUUUACAGCUCACACUCUACAUUUCUCUAUUUCUCUGUCACUUUAUGCUAAAAUGAGCUUCUGGUACUCACUUGCAGAUCAAAUCUAGAUUCUUAUCCAGGGAGCAUUCUAUCUUUCCUUGCUGGCUUCUCUGUGGUGUCAUCAACUUGUCAACUGUAUGUCCAAGGGAGGUGCAGUGCAGCCUGGCAUAUCAGAUGUUUUUUAGUAAGAUUAUUAUGCUCGACCAGUGCCAAGAUGGGCAGCUUCUAUGUGAAAUUUCAGGAGCUGUUGUUUCUUUGCAUUGUUAUAGAAGUUGUAAAAGCUCUCAGUCCUGAUGGGCACGCACUUGAUAGCUUUAGGACCGCAAUACCAGGUUCAGACUCUAUUCUUACUCAUUGGAGGCCAGAAGAUGCUGAUCCAUGUGGUUGGAAAGGAGUGCGGUGUGACCUGAAGUCCAAGAGAGCUAUAUCCUUGAUCCUCCCUAAUCUCAAGCUAAGCGGACCUAUUUCGUCAGAUAUUGGGAAGCUAGACCAUUUGCAGUUUCUAUCUCUUCAUGGCAACAACUUCUAUGGGAAUAUACCCCCUGAAUUGGGAAAUUGUACAGAGCUGAAAUCUUUAUCUCUGCAGGGCAAUUAUUUAAACGGAGUGAUUCCCGAUGAACUGGGGAACCUAUCUAAGCUUGAGAAACUGGAUCUUUCAAGUAACUCACUCAGUGGAAAUAUUCCAGCAUCACUUGGGAAGCUGACCAAUCUUGUUUCUCUCAACGUGUCAACAAAUUUUCUGGUUGGGCCAAUACCUAGUGAGGGGCGCCUUGCCAACUUUGGAAAUGAUUCCUUUAUCGGAAAUCGUAAAUUGUGCGGCCAACAAGUUAAUGUGGUAUGCGAUGCUAGAGGUCCUACAUCUUCUCAGCCCCCAUUUUCAGCGGAAAACCUAAAUAAGAAGAAGUAUUCUGGUCGACUACUCAUAAGUGCCUCUGCAACUGUUGGUGCACUGUUACUGGUGGCGCUAAUGUGUUUCUGGGGAUGUUUCCUCUAUAAGAAACUGGGUAAAAAUGACGGCAGAGUCCUCGAAGUGGAUGUUGGUGCAGUGAUGUUUCAUGGAGAUUUGCCUUAUUCUUCUGAGGAUAUCAUCAAAAAAUUGGAGGCUUUGAAUGAAGAACACAUAAUUGGUUCUGGGGGAUUUGGUACCGUUUACAAGCUUGCAAUGGACGAUGGCAACGUGUUUGCUUUGAAAAGAAUUAAUAAGAUAAACGAGGGAUUUGAUAGAUUUUUUGAAAGAGAGCUUGAAAUUCUUGGAAGCAUAAAGCACCGUUACCUGGUAAAUCUGCGAGGAUAUUGCAAUUGUCCAACAUCGAAGUUGUUGAUGUAUGACUUCUUAUCCGGCGGUAGCUUAGAUGAAGUUCUGCAUGAGAGAUCUGAGCAACUGGACUGGGACGCACGGUUGACUAUAAUCAUGGAAGCUGCAAAAGGGCUGGCAUAUUUACAUCAUGAUUGCUCGCCUCGAAUAAUACACCGAGACAUAAAGUCUAGCAACAUUUUGCUUGAUGGAAAUUUUGAGGCUCGAGUAUCAGAUUUUGGACUGGCCAAACUGCUGGAGGAUGAGGAGUCUCACAUCACAACCAUUGUAGCUGGCACAUUUGGAUAUUUGGCUCCAGAGUACAUGCAGAGUGGUAGAGCUACAGAAAAGACCGAUGUUUAUAGUUUUGGAGUUUUGGUUCUUGAAGUAGCAAGCGGGAAGCGGCCCACUGAUGCAUCAUUCAUUGAGAAGGGCCUCAACAUUGUUGGCUGGUUGAAUUAUCUAGCUACUGAGAGUAGACAAAGGGAGAUAGUUGAUCCACAUUGUGAACGGGUACAGAUGGAAAGCUUGGAUGCGCUGCUUUCAGUUGCUACACAAUGCGUCUCUUCGAAUCCUGAAGAGAGGCCCACCAUGCACAGAGUUGUACAGAUUCUUGAAUCUGAGGUCAUGACACCUUGCCCCAGCGACUUCUAUGAUUCGAGUUCUGAUGAAGGUUGUAACUAAAAUUACAAGAGAAUUUAAUGUGGAAUUGAAGAAUGGUACAAGCAUUAUAUGAGAAUCAAGAUCUGCAACAAUUAGCAGUGUACUCUGUUUAGUCAUUCUUUCUGCAGAUUUGCCACCAAGAAAAAGGCCAUCUCUACUGCCAUCACUCUUCAAAAUCUGAGUUGCCAGUUAGUCAUCAUAGGGUUCAGUGGGGUUAGUUCUUUUUUUUUUUUUUUUUUUUUUGCUCCCUCUGCAUCGAGCUUUUUUGUUUCUUCAUGGGUGUAUCGGGAUUUGUACGGGUGGUAUGGGCAACCAAAUCCCUCUUUUGUUGUUGUGUCUUCCUUUUUGCCUUUUUUUUUUUUGUAGUCUUUUGCUUAUGUAUAUGAAAUGAUUGAAUUGAUUUGCAUUCAACCUUUUCGGAGGUUGAUCUCAUUGUGUAUAUUGUAAUUCACCACAAUAAUUGAUAUAUGGGUUGGCUGAAAAUCAUGGUUUCUCUGGAUAUUGUUUUA